Messenger RNA from Medicago truncatula (barrel medic), 558 nucleotides. Its product is annotated as pectinesterase inhibitor 2. NCBI's taxonomy places the organism in Eukaryota, Viridiplantae, Streptophyta, Magnoliopsida, Fabales, Fabaceae. Gene Ontology annotation, molecular function: pectinesterase inhibitor activity. The record is from RefSeq and is a predicted model, not a curated record. The coding region runs from base 1 to 558 and encodes 185 amino acids. Gene Ontology annotation, biological process: negative regulation of catalytic activity. The transcript has a single exon.
AUGGCUCAUUUCUUAACCCUAGUUGUUGUGUUUCUUUUUUGUGUUGCAUCCUCCUAUGCCGUUAAUGUUGUUGAUGUGCAAGCUAUUUGCAAGGAAGCCAAAGACCCUUCUUUUUGUUUAACUCUUCUCAAAUCAAAGCCAGGUGGUGUAGGUCAAGACCUCAAUAGUCUUGCACAAUACACCAUUGACGUGCUUCAUACCAAUGUAUCGAAUACAGUCACUCUAAUCACAAAACUAAUCGCACAAAGUGGCAGUGAUCGCAACAAACAAGACCAUUACAAGAAUUGUUAUUCUCAUUUUCUAUUGGAUGGAGGAGCUCUUGGUGAGGUUGUGAAUGCCCAACAACAAUUGAAGGCUUUUGAUUAUUAUAAUGUAUACACUCAUAUGAAUGCUAUCGCGACCGAUGUUUAUGACUGCCUCACCGGAGAUGAGAGUGUUCAUCAGGAUGCAAGGGUUUUAUCUCUCUAUAAAGAUACAUCUUUGCUUCCAAAAUAUGUUGAUGUUGUUGGCCAAAUUGCUCUUAUUAUCACAAAUAUGGUGUUGAUAUUACAAAAGUAG